This is a messenger RNA of Colius striatus (speckled mousebird), 1313 nucleotides long. It is a transcript of the gene HDHD3, whose product is annotated as haloacid dehalogenase like hydrolase domain containing 3. The record is from RefSeq and is a predicted model, not a curated record. NCBI's taxonomy places the organism in Eukaryota, Metazoa, Chordata, Aves, Coliiformes, Coliidae. The coding region runs from base 133 to 849 and encodes 238 amino acids. The transcript has a single exon.
CGCGGCUGUGAGGGGGCGGUUGCCGCCGUUCCCCCGGCGCGGCUGUGAGGGGGCCGCUGCCGCCGUUCCCCCGGCGCGGCUGUGAGGGGGCCGCUGCCGCCGUUCCCCCGGCGCGGCUGCGGCCCCGCGGCCAUGCUGAGGCUCCGCCUGCUGACGUGGGACGCGAAGGACACGCUGCUGCGGCUGCGGCUGCCCGUGGGGCAGAGCUACGCGGCCGCGGCCCGGGCGCUGGGGCUGCGGGUGGAGCCGGAGGCGCUGGGCCUGGCGUUCCGGGACGCGUACGGAGCCCAGAGCCGGCGCUUCCCCAACUACGGCCGCGGCCGGGGGCUCAGCUCCCAGCAGUGGUGGGCGGCCGUCGUGAAGGAGACCUUCAGGCUGGCGGGCGUGCGUGAGGAGGGAGCGCUGGCGCUGCUGGCGGAGCGGCUGUACCGCGACUUCUGCGGCGCCGGGAGCUGGGAGGUGCUGCCGGGAGCCGCGGCCGCGCUGAGCCGCUGCCGCCAGCGCGGCUUCCGCAUGGGGGUCGUGUCCAACUUCGACAGCCGCCUGGAGGACGUCCUGCGGCGCUGCGGCCUGCGCCACCACUUCGACUUCGUGCUCACGUCCGAGGCCGCCGGCUUCGCCAAGCCGGACAGGAGGAUCUUUGAGAAGGCCCUGAGCCUCGGCGGGGCUCCCCCGGAGCUGGCGGCCCACGUCGGGGACGACUACCGGCGGGACUACGGCGGGGCCCGAGGCGCGGGCAUGCACGGCUUCCUGCUGCGGCCCGCGGGGCACGGCCCGGAGCCACGCGUGCCCCCCGAGCACGUCCUGCCCACGCUGGGCCACCUCCUGCCCCUCAUCCAGAAGGGGUAGCGGCUGGGGCGAGCUGGGGCUGGCGCUGGGCUCUCGCUGCUCGCCGGGCAGGGGAAGGCGGCGGGUGAGCGGCUGUGUGGAGGGGCGGGAGGCUGUGCGUGCAAUAAAGCGUCUCUGACACUCGGCAGCGCUGCCAGGGGCUUUCAGAGCGGUAUAAACACAGCGGGGGGGUGCUGCCGCGGGGCCAGGGUCACGCUGCACCCCCGAGGCUCGUUCCAGCAGGAGGGGGGGAAGCACACACUGAGGUUUAUCCCUUGAGCUGGGGCCAGCCCUGGCCCAGGGAAGGUCUCUUGGUGCCCCGGGUUUGCCCCCUCACCAGCACGCCCCUGUUCCCAACAGCCGUGCUCCUGCAGGCCUCUGCUCUGGGCAGAACAGGCUGGAGCUGGGCACUGUCAUGAAAUACAUUGCCAAUUAACAAACUUUCCCGCUCUGGGCAGUGAGAAAUAAAGGUGGCACAUUUUAAA